UACACCAUCAGACCAAAUAUUUCUUCAUAAUACUCCAUACACCUAUGCAGUGCCUAUUUCCUAAAACCCUAAACCCCAAAUUAUUUUUCCCUUCCUUUAACAACAUUCCAAAAUCUCGCUCAAAGGCGUUCACAGUCCGAAGCAUGAGUUCCGGGUCACGAAUGUUCCAGCUCAAAGUCGACCCGCUUACCGGAAACUCCGAAUGGGUCAUCAUUGAAGAAGACGAGGCUUCAGGAAAUAGUAAUACAAAGCAGCUUCUUGCAAAUACUUCGUACCUUGACAUGCUGAAUGAUACUCGUAGGAAUAAAGCUUACAGGGAAGCCAUUGAUAAGACCAUAACCAAGCCGUGCCAUGUUCUUGAUAUUGGAGCGGGAACUGGUUUAUUAUCUAUGAUGGCAGCCCGAGCAAUGGGUCAUGGAGAUUCAGUGGAGAGCUCAGGUUCUAAGGGGAUAGUUACCGCGUGUGAGUCAUAUCUUCCAAUGGUAAAAUUGAUGCGGAAGGUUUUGCAUGCCAAUGGUAUGCAGAGAAAAAUCCGCAUCCUUAACAAGAGGUCAGAUGAAUUAAAAGUUGGUGUGGACAUGCCUUCACGGGCAGAUGUGCUUGUUAGUGAAAUACUCGACUCUGAGCUUUUGGGAGAAGGGUUAAUUCCAACUCUGCAGCAUGCUCAUGACAACCUACUGUCAGACAAUCCAAAAACAGUGCCUUACCGAGCAACGAUAUAUGGUCAGAUGGUAGAAAGCUCAGAUUUGUGGAAGCUGCACGAUUUGUUUAACAAUGAAAAAGGAGUACUAGAUGAAAUUCGUCUUGUUCCAGACGAAAUGGAUACAGCUUUAUGUGUCAAACGCCAACAAUUUUCCAUGCAUUGUGAUGCAUUAAAAGACAUCAAACUGCUAUCAGAACCCUUCAAAGUAUUUGAUUUUGACUUUUGGAGAAGGCCAGAGAGUCAUCGCGAAACAGAAAUGAGUGUAAAAGCUACUGAUACUGGCACUAUUCAUGCUAUAAUCUCAUGGUGGUUGCUCCAGCUUGAUGAAACAGGCACUGUCUUCUACUCCACUGCACCAAAAUGGAUAAGUUGCCCAUCUUGUGUGGAAGGACUAAAUUCGUCCAUCAGCCGUUGUCAGAACUGGUGUGACCAUUGGAAACAGUGUGUUUGGUUCAUCCCAAAGAAAGGUUUGUCUUUAUUGAAGGAUGAAGAAGUUAAUCUGCUGGCUGUUCACACUGAUACUAGCAUCUCAUAUGAAAUGAAGACUUUGUCCCAGAACCUGAAACUUGGACGAAGUGAGCUCAGUACUCAGAAGUACCAAAUCACUUUGCCACCAGAAAAAAUUGCAUUAUACAGUGACGUCAGUUGGAGAUGCUCCAUUCUAAAUGCUAUUAAAAAUGCAAUGAAGCAGAAAUUGCCCUCCCUGUGUGUUGUUGUGGAUGAUAGCCUAUUUUUGGCUGUUGCUCUCGCCCAUCUCGCAAAAGGGUCUCAUGUGCUAUCACUGUUUCCAGGAUUUCAAGAGAAAGGUGCGCAAUAUUUGCAAGCUGUUGCGACUUCAAAUGGUUAUUUAAAGGAUCACGUAGAAGUCCAGAAGAUGAGUGAACUGUUGACCUCUCAAAGUAGUCGGAGAAAGAUUGACAUGAUAGUUGGAGAACCUUUCUAUUAUGGAAACAACAGUGUGCUCCCAUGGCAAAAUCUGCGGUUUUGGAAGCAAAGAAGUUUAUUGGAUUCAAUCCUAUCAGAAGAUGCGAUAAUUAUCCCUUGCAAAGGAUUGUUAAAGGCUUGUGCGAUGUCUCUUCCUGACCUUUGGAGAAGUCAUAGGUGCCUGCAAGAUAUUGAAGGUUUUGAUCAUUCAGCUGUCAAUUCCACAUUAGGGGCAUGUGGAGGUUUACCUGCUGGACAAGAGAAUCCUACUCUGCCUUUUUCAAUCUGGCAAUGUGGGGAGAGUAAGAAACUGAGUGACAUAGUUACUAUCAUGGAAUUCAAUUUCUUGAAACCGAUGAGCCUGUCUUCUGGAAAAGCUCAGGUAGAAUUUAUUGCGCGUGGAAAAUGUCACGGAUUUGUUCUUUGGAUUGACUGGGUGAUGGAUACAGAAGAGUCCAUUGUCUCGUCUACAGGACCAGAACAAAGAUACUGGAAGCAAGGGGUAAAACUUCUGAAGGAGCCCGUGGCCGUGGGGAGCCAUAGAUCUACCACUACAACCAGUGAUUGUCACUCAGCAGAAAUUAAAACAUCUUUCGAUCCAUCAACUGGUGACCUCAUUGUAGAUUAUGCUUUCUUAUGACGAAGACUGCCUCAAUUGUCCUUGGCCAAUUAGUGUAUAUCUUCUCAAUGCCAUCCAAGUCCAGAACUGUAAGUCAUCCUAAUUUUCUCAUUGUAAGUGGCAUAAAUACAUUUGCGAUGAAAAUCUAGCCCAAAUUUUGAGGCCACAGCUUCGAGGGCGUUAGAGUUCUAGUGAUUCUCACUGUCACCAGUACUUGCUCUGUAAUACUGCCGAGUUUGCAACUCCGUGAUCGUGAGUUACUUUGUGAUUUCAUCCUUUUUUCCGCCAAAAUAAAAAAGGUAUUAGCCAAAUGUGGCCAUGCGCGCAGAAGUUUUGCAUCUCGGUUAUGUAAUUUUGAUUGGAUUGAUGGAACAUUCUAAAAGAUUGAUCUAACGUUCUAAAAUGAAGAUUAAAUUGAUUGACACUUUAAUGUUCCUAAGCGUUUUGUAGUAUGUUGAAAGUAUCGCUGCUUGCGGAGCUGCCAAUGAGUGCCACCUGUGUAAUACUCCUUCCCCUUUGUCUUCCCCCUUUCUCUAAUAGUUUUUUUUUUUAAAAAAAAGAAUGAAAAGAUAAUUAGCUGCUUGGAGCUAGCUAUAUAUAAGUGAGAGUUUCCAUUAUGCAACCUUCUAUCCCUUUAGGCUUGCAAGUUUCAGUCUUUUUUCUCUCUUACUCAUUACCAAAUUAUUACUAAUAUUUUUCGAGAUUGUUUAGACCAUUUGUCAAUUUUGAGUCUCUUAAAAGGAAAUUAUUGGAUGCUAGUAGAAUUCAUGAAAAUUCCAUUUACAUCAAGAAUGAGUAGGAAUAGGAAUCAUAAAAAACACCUUCAUGUCCCAUCAUUUUACCUUAUCGUGCCGAUGAAAUAGGUAAGAUUUUUUAUCACUUGAUUUUUUUAUUUUGAAUCUCUAGGAUAUUUUCCUCGACUAAACCUAGGCCCCAACAUUUGUCCUAAUCUAAAGUUCUCACAUGCAACAUUUGUCCUAAUCUAAAGUUCUCACAUGAUGUGGAAUUAUAUUUACUCAACAAAUAUACUGUAUUUUCACCAGUCAAAGCAUUUAAAUGGAUGAGAUAUUUGUGGUCUCCAAUCACCAUUUAUUCUUCUAGUGUUACUGGGACAAUAAAAGUUUAGCUAGAUUGUGACUUUUGGUGCAUACCACCUCUGUUUAAGUAUUGUGUCCGACCCAAACGAUCCCUUAGUGUUUAAUUUCCGAGGACCAAUUACUAGUACUAUGAGGAAUACGAAGAAGUUGUCAUGAUUUUGACUUCUCAUCCACUAAAAUAUGUAUUGUAUCUAUUUAUUUUGGUAUCUAUUUAUUGUUAUCUCCAAAGCCACUCCAAAAUCCUUCUUCUCACUUACAUAAUAUCCAUCCAUUUGCUGCACAAGAAUAAAGAUACCAAACCAUCAGAAUAAACUAACAAUUCAUGGGUUUGCAUUUAUUGAUUGUUGUAAAGCUGAAUCUGAUGGUAUCUUCUCAGAGUUCUAUAAAUACUCCUUUAAUAGUAAGCUUGUUAUUCCCUUUUCUGAUAAGACUAGCAACUUGUAGUUUCAAAACUCCUCACCAAAUUUACUCCAAUUUGGUCCAUUCUUUUAGGCUUUUUUUCUUCCAAAUGAGCCAAAUCACCGUCAAUUCUCAAUCUGCUCGUCGAUGGGAAAGAGGUGUUCGGCUUGUGUAUGAGAGGUUUACACGUUCAAGACAUUCACAGUUCUGGGAAACAGACGAGGAAAGCUUGCGUGCUCUUUCUAUGAUUGCUCUUUGAAUUACUCAUUGAAUCCAUCCUUAGGUUUUUCCCCAUAGGUAAGAGUUAAUUAUCACCAUACUAAAUGUUGUAACAUUCCUUUUUAAUCAUGUUCCAUUAUGCUUCAAAGCUCCUCCUACACGAGUCCUAGUCAUUAAAUAGCGCAGUCUAUUUUAAGCUUUCUCUACCUCCACGAGGUAGGGGUAAGAUCUGCGAACACACUACCCUCUCCAGAUUUCACUUCUAGGACUUCACCGGGUAUAUUGUUGUUAUUCUGUUUUUAAGCUUUACUUGUGCGAUCUGCAGUUCUGAUUGGUUCCAGUGACAGCCACUAGUAAUUAAUUUUACUUAUUCAGUCAUUUUAAUAGUUGCACGGAUCAACAAUGUAGUUUCUUUCAGGGAAGUGUUAGUCCUUUUAUCACAAACUUGUUAAACAUAUUUUAGCUUAGAAUGUAGAGAUUUCUUUAGUUUAUGCAUCUUUUAGCUAAUAUUUGUUUACUUUCCUUUUAAUGCAUUUGCUUAAUUAACUUUCAAAAAAUAUUUCAAACAGUUUCAUUGAGAAGGAUAUUUACAUAAUAAUAAGUCAUUAAUAAUGAACUUGUGGUAGGCAUGUUCAUUCGGUCCAUCUUCAUUGCGGCUUUAACCUGAGAUGGCGUGGAUAUAGCCGUAUUGAAGAUAGUUUUGAACUUGUUUAGUACUCCUAAGUUAGCCAAAGUAUCAGCCACCUAAUUGUUGAUUUCCAUAUAACAGUGAUUGAUCGCAAACUGCCCCAGCUCCAUUAAUCUUUUGAUUUUUACUAAAUGUUUUCUUGUAGUUGUCAGUUUGCUUUGAUGCUCCCCUUUAUCAUAUUCACUACAGACAAAAACUGAUAAAUAGUAAAUUAUUUUGAUGCGA
Nicotiana tabacum (common tobacco) is the source of this 4874-nucleotide messenger RNA. Its product is annotated as protein arginine N-methyltransferase 1.6-like. Gene Ontology annotation, biological process: chromatin remodeling; peptidyl-arginine methylation, to asymmetrical-dimethyl arginine. NCBI's taxonomy places the organism in Eukaryota, Viridiplantae, Streptophyta, Magnoliopsida, Solanales, Solanaceae. The record is from RefSeq and is a predicted model, not a curated record. Gene Ontology annotation, molecular function: histone methyltransferase activity; protein-arginine N-methyltransferase activity.